AUGGCUUGUAAUUGUGCUGGUAAGGGUUUACAACCAUUUAGCGUUGAAUUUAUCCUGUUCGGGAAAUACCUGCACCGUAUUGGUCGGGAGAGGACACCUCAAUGUCACCAUUGUGGCGCCGAUGUCGAUACAGCGGAGCACACCUUGGAAGACUGCCCGGAAUGGACACAACAAAGAGCUGCGCUAUGCGCAAAUAUCGGACUGGAUUUAACACUGCCGGCGGUGGUUAGAGCCAUGGUCGGCAGUGACAACGGAUGGGACGCGGUGAAAGUCUUUUGCGAGACUGUUAUGUCGGCAAAGGAGGAAGCCGAGCGAGCCAGGGAGGUAGAUCCCCUCGCUGACCCUGCUCGGCGGAGAAGGUUUGGCCGGAGGCGACGUGCUUUUGCGCGUCGUCUCUGACACCUAGUCAAAUACUAGUCAUAGCGUAAGGUCCAUUAUGAGUGCCGGCGGAUAGACCUUUUACACCUACCCGCUGGCCUCCAUUGUAUAUUAUGUAAAUAUAGAUAAGCACUUUGUACAUUUGUAUAUAUCAUUUGUAUAUAGUUGUAUAUCUCUGAGUGGUCAGUUGCAGUACAACAAACUAUAACUAUAAAAAUCAAAG
Messenger RNA from Ostrinia furnacalis (Asian corn borer), 601 nucleotides. RefSeq lists its product as uncharacterized. The transcript has 2 exons. The record is from RefSeq and is a predicted model, not a curated record. The coding region runs from base 1 to 399 and encodes 132 amino acids. NCBI's taxonomy places the organism in Eukaryota, Metazoa, Arthropoda, Insecta, Lepidoptera, Crambidae.